Molecule: messenger RNA, 1450 nt
Organism: Cuscuta epithymum
Lineage: Eukaryota; Viridiplantae; Streptophyta; Magnoliopsida; Solanales; Convolvulaceae
Source: the annotation of a GenBank genome assembly
GGUUAUUCAUCGUAUAUAUAAUCUAGAUAGAAAGACGCAGAUUGAUCUAUCAUUCUUUCUUCAGACUAUCAGAUUUAAAUAUACAUAUCCUCAUAAAAUUAAACCCUAUAUCCAUAUAUACAUGGGCAGAUUAUUAAGCUCUUAUUUUCUGGCAUUAGUCAUCUCCAAAAUUCUUCUUUUUUCGCAAUACUGUCUUCUCUUGCAAUCGGCCGAUUCCUCCGCAGAUGAUAUUCUUUAUGGAGUAUACAACCAAUGCACUCCGGGUAACUACUCUGCCGGCUCGCCUUACGAGUCCGAUCUCAACUCGCUCUUCGCUUCCAUAGUCAACUCAGCCGCCAUCUCGUCCUACAACAACUUCACCACUGCAGGAUCUGUCAGUGGCCAAAGGUCGGGUUAUGCGGCCCACGGCCUCUACCAAUGCCGAGGCGAUUUGUCACUGCUAGACUGCGCCGCCUGCGUGGCCGGCGUUGUGAAAAAGUUUGCCGGAAUCUGCCCCCAGACGACCGGAGGGGUCAUACUAGUAGUUGGGUGCCUUGUGAAGUACGACUGUACGAACUUCAUCGGCGUGGAGAACAAGACAGUGGCGUUCAAGCAAUGCGGGAGGUCCGACCCGGCCGUGGCGAACACGGUCGAUGCCGUUUUGAAGGGCCUGAGUGGGCCCGUCGGGGUGACUAAAUUGAAUGCGGAGUAUGAGGUGAUUGGGAUGUCGCAGUGCGUGGGUGAUCUGAGCGUGGAAAUGUGUGAGGAUUGUUUGGGGGAGGCGAUCCAACAGCUGAGAACAACGUGCAGUGGGGCGGUUUCCGGCGAGAUGUUCUUGGGCAAAUGUUAUGCUAGGUACAUGAUUGGUCAAUCCAGGCACGAACCACACAAUAAACAUGUGAAGAGAGUGAUCAUAAUCGUGCUUUCAGUUAUAGCCUCAAUUGUGGCGUUGGUGCUUUUGGGAUUCCUCAUAUAUUAUUUGUACAAUUGGACUUUGCCUUUGCGCUUAGCGAACCGCCUCAAAGGUAUUUGGAACAAAGGCACUAAGUAAUGGCGAGGCUUAGCUUAUGCCAUUUGGAACUCAGCCGUAUGUCCGCAAUGCAGUACUACACAUUGAUUUCAAGCAUUUGCUUAAAUUAGACUCAAUUCCAAAACCAUACUUCGAAGGUUCUCAUUUGAAGAAAUAGCAUUUUGAAGGUUCUCAUUUGAAGAAAUAGCAUGAUUUUUAGGUGACUAAUUAUGUUAGAGCAAAAGAUGUUUAUGAACAAUGUUCUCACAAAAAGAGAAUCAUAAUAAGUAGUGGUGCACUCUAGUCUAGGGGAACUAAUGCUAUAUUUUAGUCACACAUUUCACAAACAGUGGAUCACAUUAUGAGUAUUGUGUAACUAGAAUGAGUUUAUUUUGCAAAUUCACAUUAAUAAAAGUAGCCAAAUAAAUUAUGUUAUUGAGUGAAUAUAUAUAUAUAUAGGGG